AGUCAACGAAAGCAAAAUGUUUAUCCAGUAUGAUAUUUAUCCUGCAGCCUAUACCACGAAAUGAAACUUAAUCUAAAUUUUGUUUAGACUGUACUCUAGCUGUGGAAGGAUAUGGAGGAUCAUUGCGCGGUAAACGCAAGCAAUGUUUAUUUCUACACAAAAUGAUGAAAAUAGAGCUUGAUAGGAGUUGUUGAUGUCGGGAAUAUUGUUGCUGUCGUCUCGGGAACAGAAAUGGUACACAGUUUGUAACACAGAAGGGAAUUUUCACAUUCAUAAACAACUCAUAAACAACGAAAGGACUACAGUAUUGUGCACGUUCUAUAGCACCAGGUCAUCGAGUUUACAUCCUAUGAGUGGACCCUAUACCAAGUCUGAUCUCGUCGAUAGCUCAUCCUCCAAUCUACCAACUCGACUGUGAAAAAUGAAUACCACGCCAUGGUUAAACGCGAGCAAUUAUGAUGUGGAUGCCAAUUUGGCGACGUCGCCGAUGUCAGCCAACGACGCCGAUGGCGGUGGAGAAUCACGAUGUCAAAAGCCUUUGUUUAUCACUAAAAACAUCACGUUAGCCAUAGCGACGUCGUUGAUGGUCGCCACUUUGAUCUUGAUUCCGUGUCAUCGUCGACUUCGAAGGCAGCACCAUAUCUUCCCAUACAACCUCGUGCUCGCUGACUUCAGUGGUGCGGUGUCCAUCAUUAUGUUUUCUUUAGCGGGUGAUUUCGAAAUUCCGGGGCAGGCGGAAAAGUUCCUGGUCAUCUUGUUGGCAACAUCCACCAUGGUAUCACUUCUAAGCGUUGUCUUGGUAACCGGUUAUCAAUUCAUAACAAUCCGCGUCGACCCUUUCGGUUCUCGGAACAUCAUUACAACACGGAGGCUAAUCUUAACAUGCAUGGUAACAUGGGCCAUAGGAUUCAUCUGCUCCUCACCCAUAGCCGUCAUCAACGAUACGAACCUUUUCAUAGCCCUUCUCUCCAUCUCGUAUUCAACCACAAUCGCUACCGGCCUCGCCUACCUCUUCAUCUACCGGUCGGUAGCCCAGGUACCUUGCGGUGGGAGCAUCACCCAGGAACGCAAGGACCAGAACCAACGAGUCCUCAGAACCUUCGGAAUGGUCUUCGGGACCACUGUGCUGUGCUGGAUCUGUCCCUGGGUAACUUGGACCAGGCAGAUUCUUGGUCAUGAAGAACAUUGUCUUAUCACAAUCUCAGAUAUCAUGAUAAACGUCAAUUGGAUUGCGAAUGGUGUCAUCUACUGGUGGAGACUCAAAGAUUUUCGUCUCAUUUUCGGGUUCUGUCGGAAACAGAGAGGCAGCAUUGAUCCUGAACUAUCGUUGGUAACUGAACUUAAAUGAACAUCAUGAACAAAGGUCAAACUUAGAAACAGUAUACUUAACUUGUUACUAUAAUUAAGUUUGAAGUUGAAGAACUGAAGCCCCCAGAGACCGUGAAUUCGUGAGAUCUUUGGUCCAUCAAAGGGUGGAGGGCAGACGAACCUCUCCCAUAGCUAGGCUGAUGUACACGACAUAUAAAUCGAAGGAUGGGAUCCCCGUCAAUGCUUAAUUGGUUUAAACUGGUCACAACUGGUUCAAACUGGUAUCCUGUGAUAUGAUAAUAUACGAGAGUGUUACUCGCAUUGACUGUAUACGCUUCCACGCGUGAAACAUAUAACUAAUUAUUUUCUCUAUAAAUACUAUUGGUGAGAUAAUUAUUACUUGUUAUAUAUUAAUUUUUUUCCAAACCAAUCAAAUUUUUGAUCAGGGAAAAAGAGAAAAAAAAAUUGUUAUAUGAACGCAUUUGAACGAAAUUUCAUGUAGUUAUUUAUCUGAUGAUUGUUUUAUUUUUGUUAAAAUGAGUGUGAAAAUUUAAAGAAAAAAUAUAUCAUUAAUGUAUGUCUGUUCAUAAGAACUAAAGUAGCUACUAUAUGAUAUUUUUUGGUUUUUUUUAGGUGAAGAAUGCUGGUGAGAUAAAAUCUUUUAUUUUUACAGAGGCGGCGACAGGAUAUUUUGAUGGGGGAGGGGGGGGGGGGGUCAUGAUGACGUAAAGAUGGCGUCAUAUUUUUCUCAAUUUAAUUGUGGGGGUAUUAUAGAAAUUCACCACCCAGACCUCUUUUUUAUUCUCCUCGCUCUUCACUUUUGUACCUCCAACUUUUCCCCUUCUCCCAUCUUUUCCCGAUUAUUCAAUGCUUAAAACAAUCAUGAGGGGCUGCCGUCUCUUGCCCCUCCGCCCGUUGCGCCGCCCCUGUGUGUUGAUCGGAACGUAAUUAUAUUUUUCUAUGUACAUUCCUGUUGCAUUUAUACCAUUUUCAGUACUAACGAAAAAAAAAUUGACUUUGUGAUUUUUAUUGUAUGCCAACUGCAGUUGACAUCAUUUUAUCUUGUCAAGAUAAAAGAAACGAAAUUAAUUUUUGUUGGGGCAUAUAACCCAACGUUCAUCUCGCAACAAAAUAGGGGUAUAGAACGUGUAAUUGUGGAUAUUAACCCACCAAUCAUUUAUUUUUGUACACAUGUUUUUUAAAGAUUAAAUAUAAAGAGGAAGAAUGCCGGGAAGUAAAAUUUGUAUAAAUAAAAGCAGAAAAGAAGAUAUAUCUUGUAAAGUUUUGACGGAGAUUCAUCUUUGAAGAAUGAAUCUUUUAAAAAGGGCGGAAAGAGUAAAAAGGGUGUGAAAAGGGCCGAUGAAUGACCACAUUUUACAUUCAUGGAAAACGUAUUAUUAUUCUUCGAAAAAAAUGUGUACACUGCUUGUCGGUGUUAAAUUUUUGGGGUUUGUUUUUGUGAGGCAGAAUCUUUUAAGAGAAAAGGAAGGCCCUCAGCGUGCCCCUACGGGUCAGUCCUGUAUCCGCCGUUGGGCAUAGUAUUCAUUACGUAUCCUUUAUUUAUGCACCAUGACGAGAGCGGGCGCUGGCUGUUUCACAAAACCUUCGUUAAGUUACGAACGACUUUAAACACGAAUGUUCAUUGUUGAUUAUCAUUAAUCAUAUUUUAAUAUGUAUCAUAUAUUAUAUAACUUUACUGUCAAACUUUAUACACAGUAAAACAUAAUUAAAAAACAUGUAUGUCAUUUUUACAAUCUUGUUUACUAUAACAACUUACGAUUAUUCUUUAAGAGUUAUAAAGAUUUUAUAAAAAUAUUUAAAAAGUCCAAACAACAAUGUUUAGCAUUUAAGCGAUAAGUAUUAGAAAUUGAACAUUGAUGUCUGAAUUUUAAACAAUACCUGACCAAUUAAAUAGUAAACCAUGUUGUAAUAAAGAGUUUUUGUGUAAAAAAAAUAAAGAAAAAUGGUGGCUUGUCAUCGUUCUCUUUAAAAAACAGACGAAAAAAAAUCCUGCAGAAUCUCGAGAACAUCCGUUAUCAUACUGCAUAUUACAGUAAAUUGGUAAAUGGUAAAUUGGUACAAUUUUCCCCUCUCUCUUUUUUGCCUUUUCAAAUAGAUCUGUUCGGUUAAAUUGCAGAAAAUUCCCUGUUAAAACAAUUUGUAGAAUGACUUUGUAUUUUUUUCCUGAGAAGUCUUCUGUUUUUCAAAACAGUGUACAUUGUAGUGCUUCAUACUCCAUCAUUGGCUGAGUCGCGCCUCACUAAAUGGCUUUACCACGACUGCCCCCCCCCCCCCCCCCCGCGCGCCCGGUAAGAAAGGUAAAGCUUCACCUUGCAAGUGGACACGAUAAUGCGUAUCUUCAAUCAGAUUGAAUGGAUUUUCCUUUUCUUGGUGAAUCUUCUCCAGUUCAUUCAUGGAUUAGGCCAUUACUUCCAUCUUCACGAUCGAGGCCCAUCCUCAAGGGUAUAAAAUGGAGUAUGCGAAGAAAGAGGGAGAAGAACAGCAUCCUCAUUCUCUCGCUACAAGAACCGGUCGUUGUGAAGAGAGAUUAAGGAGUUUUCACAACGAGAAGCAGAACGCUUACAAUAACAUAGUAAAUGUAUUGUCACAUGCCAUUCAUGGCAAAGAGCAACCAAGAAGUAUUUAUCCAAAAUGGGUGAAUCAAAACAGCUGUUUCGUCCUGGACUCUGGGCAAACGACAUAUUUAUUUGCAAUUUUUCGUCAGUCCCGAAACUGCUCUUCCGGUUCAACGAUUUUCGACAAAGACCUCCCAGCUGUUCAUUCUGAUUUGACUUGCAUUUUCAAUACAUUUACUGUGCUCUGGAAUUUAUUCUGCGUAGCAGGGCGAAAAUUCCCUAUUGGUAUCACGGGAAAUACACUUUGACCAGACAAUAAUGUAGUCAGUGUUACUUAUGUCAUCAGAGAGUCCCCUAUAUUUUAAUGCCGUUAUAAAAAAAAAAAAAACGUAUUUUAUUGUAUAACGUGGUCGCAAAUAGUUUUGUAAAUUUUGAAGGUUUUACAGAAUGAGUGUAUACAUACAUCUUCCCAUCCACAACACAGCUCUUCAAAAAUUAAAAAUAAAUCAAAUUUUCCUACGUUUUGACUUUAUCUAUAGGCCUAUAGUUACGCGUUUCAUAAAAUGAUAUUGUCCCUAGUGGACGACUUAAGAAGAUAAUUUUCAUCCGCAUUGGAUUAUGUCUUGUAAAGUUAUGAUUAAUAUCCAUAAUCUACAAGGGAGUUCAUCAACAAUGAUCAUUCCAUAUUUGGUUUAAUUUCUUAUCGAAAUUAUUUCAUCUGAAAUCAACAUUCAAUUAAAAAAUCACUUGUUUUGUAAAUUAUAUUUGAUUUAUUUUCUAUAAAUUAUUGUGUAUUGUAUUACAGUGUUGUCUAUUGAUUCGAAAUAAAAUGCUUUACCUCAAUUCAUAAAAUCAUUUUGACGAUGAGUCAUUUCUAUACCUACAUAAGGAGAAAAAUAUACUUUAUCUUUGAUAGAUUGUUUUGGUUGACUGGUAAUGAUGGUCAUCUAUCACUGUAAUUGCUAACCAUGACUUACUUACAUGUGCUUCAAGCCAUGCAAUCACCCAAAAUUUAAUCCUUAUUACUAGUAAUUGUGAAAAUUAGGUUAAUUAUACCUGUUAAAUGGUCCGUUUCUUUAAUUUAAUUGAAACAAAAAAAUAAAAGGGUUUUCAGAAAAAGAAAUGAUAAAGACAUUGACGAAUAAUGAUAGGAUAGAAACAUAUACAGAUAAGAUAUAAACUUGACUAUAUGACCUUUCAAGCAACAGAUGGUACUUAAUAAAUUCGUAUUAGAAUGAACGAGAUUAAAGAAAAUGAUACACACGCGUAUCUCUACAUACAUACUUAUAGAAAAUAUUAAAGAUGUCUUUCAAAAGACUUCAUUACAUGAAAUGCAUUGUAAAUAAUUCUAUAAAAGAUAACAAAUUCAUUUUAUUUAAGGGCUGCACCGCAGAUGGGGGGAGCAGGGGUAGACCUUAACCUUUGAUAUUCUGACGUGAUCAAGAUUAAACAUGAAGAUGAAAAAACGAGCAGACCGAAAAGAAGAUUGGAGAGUGUUGAAAGUAAAGAAAAUACUUGCUGGAAAAUUUACGUUAUACCUUCAUUUUUUAUUGAGAAAGUCGCUUUUAUGUCCCACUGCCCUAUUCAGUGUAUUUAUAAGUAAAUAUGCCAGGUUAGAAAGAACACGAGCGAAAUGGGCUAGAUGGUAUGCCACUAACAAUGAAAUGAUUAUGCAAUGCCUGAUCAAUAUUUAUCCCUCUCUAUAAUGAAAAUGCUAUAUCACACAAAUGUUUGAUAGUGAUUCAUCGUUCAAAACUCUUCUUUUCAUUUUUUGCUUUCUUUUCUUAUUUUGAAUUAAUAUGCAUAAUAAACACCGACGUUAACUCACGCACCCAUGCACACACACUCACUCACAGAUAAACACCUCUACACACCUUCAUGCAAGCUGUAUGUAAAUGUGUCUAUUGGAGGUUUCGUCGAACAACACUUUGGCAAACAUACAACAAAGGAAAUUCUUUAACUUUUUCAUGUAUUUCAAUCAUCAUAUCGAUAUUACAAUAUCAGACUAAUCUCAGCCAGAUGAAUAAAUGACCUCCCAAAAUGAAAUCAGUUAAUCCCACUAAGUGCCUGCCGAAACAAAUAAUGGAUUCCUCUACAUGCUGCAGACGAUAUGGGGCAGCCUUGGGCGCCACAGCUACACCUAAAUUGAAAUGGGAUUAGCACUUGUUCCACCAAAUCGAUUUAAACCUCUCGUCUUUGAUCAUGAGGGAAAAUAAUUUAAGGCCAAAAGGGAACGUAAUUGGUGGAAAAUGAUCCGUGAUGCGCUAUCAAAGUACCACUUUAGAAUGAUGUAUCGUGUGUACCAAGGCCUUCAAUAUUUACAUGUUUUGGUACAUUUUUAGAACAUAACCUUUUUACUAGGUGGUUAACCCCUUUGAAGCGGUGAUGGAGAAAGAUAAUGAUGAGAUGAAAAUAGGUGCUCCAUUAGGAUAUUUUGAUAAGAAAAGUUAUUUGGUGCCGGGAAAGGAAAAAAACACUAAAUAACUAAACAUUAAUCAUAAUAUAUAUUUUCAUAUUUUUUGUUAAUCUAUCUUAUUUUCUCUCAUUAUCUUUUUAAGUAGUAUUUCAUGAUAUCCCACAUUAAUGUUUUGUAUAAAAAAAGGUGGAAAAUCAAUCAUAAAUAAAGUAUUUAUUGUAUUCAUAUUAACAUCAUGUUUAUUGCGUUAACCGUUUAUGGAAUUCACAUCACAGACGGGAUCAGAGAGUAUGGCCUGAAUAAUUUCUUUAAUACUAUAGAUUAGCCAAAUUUAUUCUCCAAAGAACAUUUUUGUCACUUGAAUUGUAAGAGAUGAAGCUCGCAUUUGCGCUUACAGGAUGAACUUUAUUAUUAUUUUUUUUAAUUAUCUUUAUAUUGCAAUAUUGUAUCAAUUGAUCAUCACGAUUACGGUUUACAUACGGAAUGCAGAUAUGUUUUUUUUACCAGAUAUAUUUUCAUGUGACAUCGGCCGCCAAUCUACACAUUCUAAUAAUGCUUACCAAGAGAAUCAUUGAAAUCUUUUGUUGAACUCAUUAAAAGUGAC
Molecule: messenger RNA, 6904 nt
Organism: Lytechinus pictus (painted urchin)
Lineage: Eukaryota; Metazoa; Echinodermata; Echinoidea; Temnopleuroida; Toxopneustidae
Exons: 5
Coding region: 422-1348 (308 amino acids)
Biological process (GO): G protein-coupled receptor signaling pathway
Cellular component (GO): plasma membrane
Molecular function (GO): G protein-coupled receptor activity
Source: RefSeq, a predicted model, not a curated record